Molecule: messenger RNA, 794 nt
Organism: Linepithema humile (Argentine ant)
Lineage: Eukaryota; Metazoa; Arthropoda; Insecta; Hymenoptera; Formicidae
Product: COMM domain-containing protein 4
Source: RefSeq, a predicted model, not a curated record
CCUAGUCUAACCUGAGGUGUGUCAGCUGUAUGCAAGUGUCAAUCAGUAUCAGUACAAUUUUUGUAAAUGCAGAUGUUUAUCAGGUAAAGGGCAUAAAGCAAUUGUGAACACGAAUUAGGAAAUUAAUCAAGAUGAGAUUCAGAUUUCUUGGCGAUGGCGACUGCCCUGACUGGUUGUUGGCGGAAAUCAAUACGCUUUCACGAAUGACCUCAAUUAAAAUGAAAAUGCUAGGCCAAGCAGUAGCUAAAUAUUUAGCCGAAGGAGAACUUGACGAGGAAAAAGUGAAAAAGAUUACACAAGACGCUAAACUUGAUGCAAGCGAUGGGAAAGCGAUGGUAGCCGCUCUCGAAUUGAUCUUUACAUCUUCCGCCCGAUACGGCGUUUCUGCCGCUGACUUGAGUAGCGAGUUGCAACAAUUGGGAUUGCCACGAGAGCACAGCACGGCUGUAGCAAGAAUUCAUACAGAUCACUGUUCUCAGAUCACGGCUGUUCUUUCAUCGCAAUCACUCAGAGUCAGUCGUUUGUCGUCCAUUGAAGUGUUAUCUUGCGAUAGCGCCUCGCCUGUUUCUACUGUGGCAUUAAAGUUAAAGAAAAUAGAUGGCAAUGAAGAAGAUUCCACUAUAAAUAUCUCGAAGGACGAUGUGCAAGUGUUACUAAAGGAGUUGAAAAGGGCACGAGCUCUAAUGGAAAAUUUGUGAAUAUAUGUAUUAUAAAUAAGAUAUAAUAUAUAAUGUCUUUAAUAUGUCUUACUAAAUUUACAAUGAUUUAUUAUUAAUAAUAUUUGAUAUUUGUCU